Molecule: messenger RNA, 5499 nt
Organism: Helicoverpa zea (corn earworm)
Lineage: Eukaryota; Metazoa; Arthropoda; Insecta; Lepidoptera; Noctuidae
Gene: aralar1
Product: calcium-binding mitochondrial carrier protein Aralar1
Exons: 14
Coding region: 349-2370 (673 amino acids)
Biological process (GO): malate-aspartate shuttle; aspartate transmembrane transport; L-glutamate transmembrane transport
Molecular function (GO): L-glutamate transmembrane transporter activity; calcium ion binding; L-aspartate transmembrane transporter activity
Source: RefSeq, a predicted model, not a curated record
AAAAUUGUUUUAGGUUAGCGAAUAAACAAAAGACCUUUUAAAUAUUUUUGCAUUAUCACACAAUCAUAGCCGGGCGGCUGAGACGAUCAUGAGCACAGUGCGUGUUUAACAAAAAUAGAUUUUUGUACAUUUUUAUGUAUCGUGACGUGUUAUCAGGGCUAACGUAGUUUAAACAAUUGUUGCCGAAUUAAGCAUUACAGUAUUCUUUCGAAAAAACUGUGUUGUGACAGAAAAACACUGUAAUGUUUAAAUCUUUGUUGAGCUCUGUAAUCAGUCAGGCCAGCUGUCAAGAGUUACGUCAACUGGUGAUGGCCAACCGUUCAGUUCAGUAGGAUUCUUCACAACAAAAUGUCAACUCGACGGGGGGCUGGUUAUCUUAAACGGGCGGACACAGAUCGCCUCCAUGAGAUAUUCCUGAAAUACGCCACCGUCGAGAAAAACGGUGAAAGGCACAUCACCAGUGAAGACUUUGUACGGAAGUUUUUAGGACUAUUCGAAGAAGAUGACUACAAUGCGGAAUCAGUCAAGCUCAUCGCGGGCAUCGUGGACAUGGACAAAGACGGGUACAUCUCGUUCUCGGAGUUCCAGGCGUUUGAGGGGCUGCUGUGCGUUCCCGAUGCGCUGUACAAGACCGCCUUCCAGCUGUUCGAUACUAACGGCAAUGGACUUGUUGCUUUUGACGAAUUCGCGGAAGUCAUGCGCAAAACGGCCCUCCACCAGAAACUGCCUUUCAACAUGGAAAGCACGUUCGUCCGUCUAUACUUCGGCAAGGACAAGAAGCGGCUGGUAACCUACCCGGAGUUCAGCCAGUUUCUCCAUGACUUCCACGAGGAGUAUGGAGUGGAGGCCUUCAAGAAAUGCGACAAAGAUGGCUCAGGGUUCAUCAGCGCGGGAGAUUUUAGGGACAUCAUGCUGAGUGUGAAGAAACAUUUGCUGACUAAGGAUUUGAGUACUAAAGUUAUUAAUGCCUCCGGCUUCCCUCAAGGCGAGAGAAAAAUCAGUUUCCCCUAUUACAUGGCAUUCAAUUCUCUUCUAAACAACAUGGAACUGAUCAAACGUGUCUACUUAAACGCGACAAACGGCACUCGAACCCAGGAAGUGACGAAGGAAGAGUUCUUACAUUCUGCGCAGAUGAUGUCUCAGAUCACGCCUUUGGAAGUCGAUAUCUUGUUCACGCUUUGUGAUAUGAUACAUCAUACUAAUGGCCGAAUCGUAUACAAUGAUCUCAACUCUAUAACUCCUGAGCAAUAUUUCAAGCAAGUGACCCGCCGAGUAGCCGAAAUCAAAGCCGUCUCCAGUCCAGAGGAGCGAGGCGUUCUCAUACAGAUCCUGGAAAGCACUUACAGAUUCACGCUAGGUUCCAUUGCUGGUGCCGUGGGAGCAUCAGCAGUAUACCCCAUAGAUUUAGUAAAAACCCGCAUGCAGAACCAACGCACCGGCUCCUUCAUCGGCGAGGUGGCCUACAGGAACUCCUGGGAUUGCUUCAAGAAGGUCAUCCGCCAUGAAGGAGUGUUCGGCCUGUAUAGAGGACUGGUGCCGCAGCUCAUUGGAGUGGCUCCGGAGAAGGCUAUUAAAUUGACUGUAAACGACUUCGUUCGUGACAAAUUCACAGACAAAAAGGGCAAUAUAUCGAUGUAUGCUGAAAUUCUCGCUGGAGGUUGUGCCGGUGGUUCUCAAGUAGUAUUCACAAACCCAUUAGAAAUAGUGAAGAUUCGCCUACAAGUAGCGGGCGAGAUUGCGGGCGGGACUAAAGUCCGGGCCUGGUCCGUGGUGAAGGACCUAGGCCUGUUUGGCCUGUACAAGGGGGCGAAGGCCUGCCUGUUGAGAGAUGUGCCUUUCAGCGCUAUUUAUUUCCCUGCUUAUGCUCAUGUUAAGGCUAAGUUCGCGGACGAGAACGGCUACAACCAUCCUCUAACGCUGCUAGCUGCGGGUGCUAUAGCUGGUAUCCCCGCCGCCUCGCUCGUCACACCCGCCGAUGUUAUUAAGACGCGGUUACAGGUGGUAGCCCGCUCAGGUCAGACCACCUACAACGGUGUACUAGACGCGGCUCGUAAGAUCUACGCGGAGGAGGGCGCCCGCGCGUUCUGGAAGGGCGCCGUCGCGCGCGUGUUCCGCUCGUCGCCGCAGUUCGGCGUCACGCUCGUCACGUACGAGAUACUGCAGAGACUGUUCUACGUCGACUUUGGAGGAUCUCGACCAUCCGGCUCAGAGCUCCACGUGGCCACUCCAAUCGAAGAAACAGUGAAGAAGCCACAACACAUCGGCGGCUACCAGGUGGCGCUGCCGGUGCUGACGGGGCUGGAGACCAAGUUCGGCAUCUCCCUGCCGCGCUGGUCGGCCGCCAAGCCGCCGCCUGCACCCGCUCAGUAGGGAGAUAGGAGCAAGUUAAUAAAGGUGCCAGAUUUUGUCAACUGUGGGAAUUUCAGGGAGAUGUGAGAUUUUUUCGUAAAAAUGUCGAUUUCAUUACGUAGUAUAAAACAAAGUCCUUUAACAUACAGUAAAUAGUGGCGAAACACUGUUACCUAAAUAUGUGUGGCAGAAAAGCGGCGUGAAAAUUGGUUAUAUUGGUAAUAAUUACAAUUGGUUUGAACACUCAUACGCAAAUAUACGUAAUAAUCAUUGCAUUUCGAAUGUAAUUUACUCAUCCCCUUAAAUCCCACAGUUGAUUAAAUCAGCAUCCUGUAAUGGCGAGUAAGAUACAUAAUUUUGUAUUUUGAUGACAAAAAAAUUCAGCAGUAAAUAUAUUAUACGAACAGUUUUGACUAAAAGCUGAAAUACAUAAGAUAUGAUGAGAUUACCAUUAAUCUUAGGCUGGAGAAUUAGUUACUUAAAAAAUAUGUAUAUUUACUGCUGUUUUUCUGUCUACAGCACGGUGUCUACUAAGGGAAGUAAGCUUGUAACGAUAUUUGAAAUUAAGACAUUACAAGUGAGAUUAAGGAAUAUUUAAAUAAAUAAAUACACUAAAUUUUAUAACACACUAAAAUGUAUCAGUUUACUUUAGUGUCAUUUUUUCUGAAACUAUUGGGCCACUUUAUUGUUAUAUUGAAGCGAACCCAGGAAGCGUGAGUUUUUACGCAAUUGACAGUACAUUUUUAAAUAAAAAUAAUUUAAUUUGUACUGCUAAAUAACAACACAGUUGGUGCGCUGUAUAUCUUUCUAGGUGAAAAUAAAUAACCUUAAUUAAUGAUAACCAAAGAUAUAUUUUUUCAGAGCAAAUGCUAAAAAAAAUCAGGAGCAGGAGGUAAGCAAAUGCAGAUUCGUUCGAGAUAGGGGUAAAAACUCAUGUUUCCUGGUAUUCCAAUUCUCAACAUUUAAUAAAGGAAAAGUAUUCUUUUAAAAAGAAUGAGCUUACAAUGGGUUGUGUUGGUGUGCUAAGGAGCCCUGAUACACGUCACGAUUUAGAUAAUUAUGAAAAUUGCUAAUAUUCUGCCUACUUUUCAAUAUCCAAGCAAGUUCCUUAAUUAAACGGUUUGCUUGCUAUUAUAACUGCAGUACUUGCAAAUUAACACUGUAUGAAAAACCUUAUUAACUGAUAGUAAUAUUUUUUUAAGGGUACCCCCCAAAAGCUAGAGAUUGUUGAAAUAAUUGAACUAUUAAGUUUUUAUAAUUCAUUUAAGAGAUUAUUUUGAUUCAAUUUUAGCCCCCCAAAGAGGGGUGCACACUGUUGCAUUUUUUACCCUUAAUAUUUUAUUGGGAAGAGACAACAAACAGUUACAUUGUAAAUAGUGAACACAGGCAUUAUAAACUAAAAUAGAUGUAACAAUGCAACCCACAACGUUAUCUAAUAGGUAGAGCAAUUGGUAUAAGGCUUUUCAUACAAUGUUUUUGUAGUAUAUAAUUUUGUAGGCCAUUGAUAUACAUAAAGACAUUAUGUCUUCUCGCACCUAAUAGCAUUUUAAAUAAAUAACGCCUCACAAAAACAGGCAUUUUUUAUAUAUUUGUUUUCUAGCAUUCGAUAUGUUACAGAUAGCAAAUAUUAGAUUUAUUCGUAUUUAAGAAUCAAGAUUUCAUAUAUUUUUUUUAGACUUUUGCUUUUAGUGACUAAUGUCUAAUUUAUUUAUUUUCCAAAUACUUGUGCAUUUUAUUUUUUAUUUUGUACACUGCCAUGUUAUAAUGCUUCGUAUUAAGCAGUAAGCACUAUAUUUUAUGAAUACCUAUUCAAUAUUUGCAUUUAGAAUAAAAAAUAAAUAUUUUUGAACAGAUCUUGUAAUAUUUAGCAUUUUUGUAUUUAUUUACAUUUAACUACUAACAUUUAUAAACUUGAUAAUUGUAACAUAUCAGAAUGCCAUUAGUUUUAAGCGAAAAUCGAAAUCAAAGCGAAGUUUUUAUUGUUAUUUUAUAUUUGUUUUAAACAAAUUGUCAAUCAAUUUCAUUUGAUUUAUUGCUAAGAUUGUGUUUUAGAGAUUUUAUGGCGUAACCCAACUUUAUAUUGUAAAUCAUUUUUAAUUUUGAAUCGGCUUAGACUUUACGAAUUGUCCAUAUCUCAUAGAGCUUUUAAAUAUGUAAACACAUGCCUUUAAAAUAUAUAUUUUUUAUAAAUAAGUUAUUUAGAAGCCUUCCUUACACUCGAUUAUUUUUACAGCUGUUUAAAUAUUUAAAAGCGUAACUACUUAUAGGAUAAAAAACUCUAGAUAGGAUGUCCCCAAGAGACGUGUUAACAGUUCAAAUACAUGAUUAAAAGUAAUAUCAACGAGUAAUUUAAAAUGUACAGAGAUGCAUAAAGGACAAAUCGUUAAAACUUAUCAAUUUUAAUACUGAGAUUAUUUAGAAUAGAAAACUGGCUUGUUCGGACAAAACUUGGAAAAAUAAGUUUUGCAUGAACAAGUCGAAUAAUUGAGAUAUUCUAAAUUAUAUUCUCGAUAGCUUGGGCACGUCUUCUCAUGUCUUCACCUAGCAAUAAAGCUGUGUAUACGCUUAACAUAAGUUAGUGAUGCCGUUUGGUUCCUAAAACUAUAUCGAAAUGUUUAAUUUUAAGCAAGAAAUACGAAGAUCACAAUUUUUUCAAUAAUAUUGGGUGAAAAUUGUCAUUUUUGAUUCGACUUUAUGCCAAAUGCAGGCUUGCACAACAAAUGCAAUUAGUUAAAACAAAAUUGUAUAAUUCAUAUUAAAGGGCCCACCUCGACGAUCAAUUGAGUAUAUUGCUUCAAUUUUGCGCAAUUCUUAAUACAUUAUAAUAUUGCGCAAGUUAAUUGAUCGACUUUGUGGUCCCUAAGACAUGUUUCAGUCUCAUUUGACAUUUUAACGCUACUUGAGACAGAACUGCGUUUAGUAAAGAGCAGUCGAUAAGUAUUUCUUGCUUUAAAAUUGAAUAAAGUAUCGGGCGGCCCAAUUUCUGAUGCACAAUUUUGUUAAUUUGAGCGUAACGUAUCGAUAAGUUAAUGUUGUAUGACAACAUUGUAUAAAGUGAAUCAUAGUGUAACGACAGGUGAUAGAAAGCCGAUGUGACUAUAUUUAUUGAUAUUGUACAUUUGUGUUAAAAAUAAAUCGAAUAAAACCUGA